Molecule: messenger RNA, 1471 nt
Organism: Zophobas morio
Lineage: Eukaryota; Metazoa; Arthropoda; Insecta; Coleoptera; Tenebrionidae
Product: N(4)-(Beta-N-acetylglucosaminyl)-L-asparaginase-like
Exons: 7
Coding region: 347-1378 (343 amino acids)
Biological process (GO): protein deglycosylation
Cellular component (GO): lysosome; cytoplasm
Molecular function (GO): N4-(beta-N-acetylglucosaminyl)-L-asparaginase activity; asparaginase activity; beta-aspartyl-peptidase activity
Source: RefSeq, a predicted model, not a curated record
UAGCUAGUUGUGCAAACACCACUGCACUAUCAAAUUCUGCUUGUGUUUGUAAAUAAGUAUCAUACUGCGUUCGUAACUUUUCAUCUCUCAAUGUUUUCCAUGCUUUAUCGAUAGUUAUAAAAUGGUUGGGAGAUCCAGCACAUUUAUCAGGGUGAUAUUUUCUUAUCAGUACUUGAUAAUUUUGUUUCAGUUCCUUGUACGAAGCAGAUUUGUCGCAGUUAAGAACAGAAUAGUAGUCGACAUCAUUUAGUUUGUCCGUCAUUUUUAAAGAAAAUUAUAGACUCGUGGUAUCUGCAGUUUGACUUCAGGCACAGCAUCUACAACAAAUAUUGGUACCUCUGAAAGAAUGAGGUCAAAAAUCCAAUUAAACUUCAUUUUUCUGCUUUGUUUUGUUUUUAAAUCCACCAUCUAUGGGUAUGUGCCCAUUGUUAUGAACACCUGGAACUUUACCCAAGCAACAGAACAAGUAUGGUCAGCGAUGCAGCAAACUUCCAUUAGUGCAAUCGACGCGGUCAGUCUUGCAGGAACAACCUGUGAAGACUAUCAGUGCGAUAAUACAGUUGGUUAUGGUGGAAGUCCGGACGAAAAUGGAGAAACAACUUUAGAUGCCAUGAUUUUCGAUGGUGCCACAAUUAAUAUGGGUGCAGUCGGUGGAAUAAGAAGGAUUAAGAGUGCUAUCAAAGUUGCUCGUCAUGUCUUAGAAAACACAAAGCACUCAUUUCUUGUGGGUGAUUUAGCUACUGAGUUUGCUAAAGGUUUUAAUUUUGACGAAGAGUCUCUAUCAACAAAUUAUUCUGUUCAAUUGUGGAAAGACUGGAAAUCGAAUAAUUGCCAACCAAACUUUUGGCAGAACGUAGAACCAAAUCCAACUACGUCAUGUGGACCUUAUCAUGUCGCAGAUAUUUCAAAUGAAAUAGACUCCAAAGAAUGGCAACAUUUUGCAUCAGAUAACCAUGACACAAUAGGUGUAAUAGCAAUUGAUCAAAAUGGUAACGUCGCUGCCGGAACAUCAACAAAUGGAGCUAAUCAUAAAAUUCCUGGGCGAGUUGGUGAUUCGCCUAUACCAGGUGCAGGGGCUUACGCUGACAAUGAAGUUGGGGCAGCCGUUGCCACUGGAGAUGGUGAUAUUAUGAUGAGAUUUCUGCCUAGUUUUUUAGCUGUUGAAGAAAUGAGAAGAGGAGCUUCACCUACGAAAGCUGCCAAAAUAGCAAUUGACAGAAUAACGCAAAAAUAUCCAGAUUUCUUUGGGGCCGUUUUAGUUGCAACAAACAAAGGAGAUUUUGGGGCCGCCUGUAACGGAAUGGAUUCGUUUCCGUUCUGCGUGGCAAGUGAGGAGCUUGGUGGUGUCGUUAUUAAAAACGUUGACUGUGAAUCAUAAAGAUAAGAAAAAUAUGUUAAUAAAGUUUGAAUUGGAUUAAUGAAUGUAAUACAACUUUCAAAAAUAAAUGCCAGUUUGACAAUUUAUAAAUUA